Messenger RNA from Fonsecaea multimorphosa CBS 102226, 1656 nucleotides. RefSeq lists its product as uncharacterized. Gene Ontology annotation, biological process: transport. Bases 1 to 1656 code for a protein of 551 amino acids. Gene Ontology annotation, molecular function: transporter activity. The transcript is spliced from 2 exons. NCBI's taxonomy places the organism in Eukaryota, Fungi, Ascomycota, Eurotiomycetes, Chaetothyriales, Herpotrichiellaceae. The record is from RefSeq and is a predicted model, not a curated record.
AUGGGCUGGCCACAGUGCAAUUCGACCGAUGAGGAUUUAUCGAUCACCGAGACGCCUAUAUGGGACGGCCAUACUUUUCAUACCAUCGGUCUCUGGGUCGCCGCAAUCUUCACCAUCAUCGCCCUGAUCGUUUCCUUCUUCUUGAUCGUCAUGCACGCCACGCACUACCUGAAACCAUGGGAACAGAAGCACAUCAUUCGUAUCCUUUUCAUGAUCCCCAUCUACGCCGCCGUCUCCCUCCUCUCCUUCUACUACUACCGGCACAGCGUCUACUUUGAAGUCAUCAGAGACUGCUACGAAGCCUUCGCCAUUGCCUCCUUUUUCUCCCUGUUAUGCGCAUACCUCGCUCCCGACCUGCACCAGCAAAAGAUCUACUUUCGAACAAUCACCCCGAAGAAAUGGGUCUGGCCGAUGAAGUACUUUCAAAAGUGUACGGGGGGUCCUGACAAGGGUUGGUUGAGGAAUCCGAAAAGCGGAUUGACAUGGUUCAAUGUGGUUUGGGUCGCGAUUUUCCAGUACUGUUUCAUCCGCGUCUUCUUCACGAUUGUAUCAGUCAUCACGCAAGCCGUCAACUUGUAUUGCCUCGAAUCGCUGAGUCCCGCCUUCUCCCACAUCUGGGUCAUGGUCUUUGAAACCAUCUCCAUCACUGCCGCCAUGUUCUGCUUGAUCCAGUUCUACAUUCAGAUCAAGGACGACAUUCGACAGCAUAAGCCCCUUCUGAAAAUCACUGCCAUCAAAUUGGUCAUAUUCCUGAGUUUCUGGCAGACCAUUGUCAUCUCUGUCCUCACCAGCGCUGGAUUCAUCAAGGCUACGAAGCAUAUUCAAACUCCCGAUAUCAAAGUCGGCAUCCCUGCGCUGCUUUUGUGCAUCGAGAUGGCCUUCUUUUCCAUUUUCCACAUCUGGUCUUUUAGCUGGAAACCAUAUGUGAUUGGUUCCAAGGAACAAAUGUCGGAGACUGUCGCCGGGGAGGGGUCGUCACGGGCUUCAUACAAAGGAGGCUUUGUGGGUGAAAGGGCCAUUUUUGAUGCUUUCAAUGGCAUGGACAUGCUCAGAGCUACGGGUCGGUCGGCGAGAUGGCUGUUUAAGGGACGCAAGAAUCGACACAACGAUGACCCUGCUAGUUAUGAUUUGUCAAGGAAAGAUACCGAAGGAAGUGAUUUUGGCGCCCAUGGCCAAAAACUGAGCACCCUGAACACCCCAAGCGCUUACACGGGGGCUGCGACCAAACCGCCUCAUUACGCCGGCGAUGAAGAAAACGCCAAUCUGCUUGCCAACAGCGCAGGUAUGGCAACAUCACAAGCACGGAUUGUUGGAGCUGGCAGUGAUGGGGGUCAUGACUUUUACGACUCGAACAAUGUGAGCGAUAUUGGACUUGCCUCGAGCUAUGAUGAUAAAUACAACGGGCGGUACGACCCUCCUCCCGGUCAUCCACCAGCGCAGCAGCCCUAUGCGCCUUAUCAAGGGUCAACCGGGGAUCAGGAGAGCGGCGUGGUGCCGGUACCGUAUCCUGUAUCGCGGACAGGAGAAGAACCGAGUUCACAUUUGGGAGGUGGUCAAGACAGCAGGAGAUUAUACAUGACGCCUCCGAGGAGUCCGGAUCCAAACACGAGGAAACCUGAUGGUCCAGACGGGGUAGGGAACGGGGAAUUCUUCUAA